Molecule: messenger RNA, 1650 nt
Organism: Parasteatoda tepidariorum (common house spider)
Lineage: Eukaryota; Metazoa; Arthropoda; Arachnida; Araneae; Theridiidae
Gene: Hel25E
Product: ATP-dependent RNA helicase 25E
Molecular function (GO): nucleic acid binding; ATP binding; RNA helicase activity
Source: RefSeq, a predicted model, not a curated record
UAGAAAAUACUAUCCAUUCGCCUGAAUCGUUUUUAAAAAUUGAAACUUUUGAUUGAAGUGAAGCUUGGUUGUUGGAGAGAGUAUAUAUUUUUGAUCGACUAAUUAAAAUUUCCAUCUGAAAUAAUCAACAGUUUUUCACGUAAUAUUAUACCACUUUUAAUUAAUAAAUAUUAUACAAGCGUUUGGCUAAAUUAUGACUGAAAACGAAGCUGAGUUAUUGGACUACGAAGAUGAAGAUGAACAGGAAACUACUGUACCUGAAACAGUAGUUGAGACAAAGAAACCAACCGGUGGUUAUGUUUCAAUACAUAGCUCCGGAUUUCGAGAUUUCCUACUGAAACCAGAGCUACUAAGAGCAAUUGUUGAUUGCGGGUUUGAACAUCCAUCUGAAGUGCAACACGAAUGUAUUCCUCAAGCAAUUCUUGGUAUGGAUAUAUUGUGUCAAGCUAAAUCUGGCAUGGGUAAAACUGCAGUUUUUGUUUUGGCAACGUUGCAGCAAUUGGAUCCUGUUGAUAAUCAAGUUUCUGUCUUGGUCAUGUGUCACACAAGAGAGUUAGCUUUCCAAAUAUCCAAGGAGUAUGAACGUUUUUCGAAAUACAUGCCAACAAUCAAAGUGAGCGUCUUCUUUGGUGGAAUGACUAUAACAAAUGAUGAAAAAAUUCUGAAAUCCAACUGUCCCCACAUUGUUGUUGGAACUCCUGGAAGAAUAUUGGCAUUAGUAAAAAGCAAAAAACUUAAUCUCCGUUACAUCAAACAUUUUGUUCUGGAUGAAUGUGAUAAAAUGCUUGAAGCUUUAGACAUGAGAAGAGAUGUUCAAGAAAUCUUCCGCAGCACCCCCCACGAGAAGCAGGUGAUGAUGUUCAGUGCGACGCUGAGUAAAGAAAUUCGUCCCGUCUGCAAGAAGUUCAUGCAAGAUCCGAUGGAAGUGUACGUGGACGAUGAAGCUAAGUUAACCCUUCAUGGACUGCAACAAUAUUACGUGAAGUUAAAGGACAAUGAAAAAAACCGGAAAUUAUUUGAGCUUCUUGAUCUUCUUGAAUUUAACCAGGUGGUAAUCUUUGUUCGAACUGUACCUAGGUGCAUGGCCCUGGCACAACUUCUGGUGGAGCAGAAUUUCCCUGCAAUUGCUAUUCAUCGCGCUAUGACACAAGAAGAUAGGUUAUCCAGGUAUCAGCAGUUUAAAGAUUUCCACAAGCGCAUCCUUGUAGCUACCAAUCUAUUUGGAAGAGGAAUGGAUAUUGAGAGAGUUAAUAUUGUUUUUAACUACGACAUGCCAGAAGAUUCAGAUACUUAUUUGCACAGGGUUGCUCGUGCUGGUCGAUUUGGGACUAAAGGUUUAGCCAUAACUUUUGUUUCUGAUGAAUCAGAUGCCAAAAUACUGAAUGAAGUUCAAGAAAGAUUUGAUGUUAACAUUUCUGAAUUACCUGAAGAAAUUGACAUUUCUUCCUACAUUGAAGGAAGGUAAACGAUCUCUGGACUAUUACUGUGACUGCAUACAGAUACUAUGCACCCCUUUUUUUUUGUUCAUUCAUUCAUCGUUGUUAACAUUUACCACAGAUGUGUAAUAAAUGCUUCAUUUUUAAAAAAUAGUUUUGACUUUUAUUGUAAAUAUUCUAGCAUUUCAAAAUAAAGUUUCUUUUUUCAUCUUUU